Messenger RNA from Pan troglodytes (chimpanzee), 1707 nucleotides. RefSeq names its product solute carrier family 31 member 2 (gene SLC31A2). The coding region runs from base 132 to 488 and encodes 118 amino acids. Gene Ontology annotation, biological process: copper ion transmembrane transport. Gene Ontology annotation, molecular function: copper ion transmembrane transporter activity. Lineage: Eukaryota; Metazoa; Chordata; Mammalia; Primates; Hominidae. Gene Ontology annotation, cellular component: membrane. The record is from RefSeq and is a predicted model, not a curated record. The transcript is spliced from 3 exons.
GUGAUCCGUGCGGCCAGGGUAGCUAUCGCGGCGGCGGCGGCGGCGGCGGCGGCGGCGGUUGAACUGACUCGGAGCCAGGAGACCCGAGCGAGCAGACGCUGGCGCCCGCCCCGCGCACUCACCAUGGCGGCAUGGCCCUUUCGGUGUUGGUGCUCCUGCUUCUGGCUGUACUGUAUGAAGGCAUCAAGGUUGGCAAAGCCAAGCUGCUCAACCAGGUGCUGGUGAACCUGCCAACCUCCAUCAGCCAGCAGACCAUCGCAGAGACAGACGGGGACUCUGCAGGCUCAGAUUCAUUCCCUGUUGGCAGAACCCACCACAGGUGGUAUUUGUGUCACUUUGGCCAGUCUCUAAUCCAUGUCAUCCAGGUGGUCAUCGGCUACUUCAUCAUGCUGGCCGUAAUGUCCUACAACACCUGGAUUUUCCUUGGUGUGGUCUUGGGGUCUGCUGUGGGCUACUACCUAGCUUACCCACUUCUCAGCACAGCUUAGCUGGUGAGGAACAUGCAGGCACUGAGGCUGGAGGGACAUGGAGCCCCCUCUUCCAGACACUAUACUUCCAACUGCCCUUUCUUCUGAUGGCUAUUCCUCCACCUUAUUCCCAGCCCCUGGAAACUUUGAGCUGAAGCCAGCACUUGCUCCCUGGAGUUCGGAAGCCAUUGCAGCAACCUUCCUUCUCAGCCAGCCUACAUAGGGCCCAGGCAUGGUCUUGUGUCUUAAGACAGCUGCUGUGACCAAAGGGAGAAUGGAGAGAAUAGGGGUGGCAGGGUUACUGAGCCCAUGACAAUGCUUCUCUGUGACUCAAACCAGGAAUUUCCAAAGAUUUCAAGCCAGGGAGAAGGGUUCUUGGUGAUGCAGGGCAUAGAACCUGGGCACCCUCAGCUCUCCUGCUUUGUGCCUUAUCUACAGGAGCAUCGCCCAUUGGACUUCCUGACCUCUUCUGUCUUUGAGGGACAGAGACCAAGCUAGAUCCUUUUUCUCACCUUUCUGCCUUUGGAACACAUGAAGAUCAUCUCGUCUAUGGAUCAUGUUGACAAACUAAGUAUUUUUUAUUUUUCCCAUUGAACUCCUAGUUGGCAAUUUUGCCCAUUCAUACAAAAAAAUUUUUAAUGAAAUGAUUUCAUUUUAUUCAUGAUGGAUGGCAGCAACUGCUGAGACCUAUUUCCCUUUCUUGGGGGGAGAAUAAGUGACAGCUGAUUAAAGGCAGAGACACAGGACUGCUUUCAGGCUCCUGGUUUAUUCUCUGAUAGACUGAGCUCCUUCCACCAGAAGGCACUGCCUGCGGGAAGAAGAUGAUCUGAUGGCCGUGGGUGUCUGGGAAGCUCUUCGUGGCCUCAAUGCCCUCCUUUAUCCUCAUCUUUCUUCUAUGCAGAACAAAAAGCUGCAUCUAAUAAUGUUCAAUACUUAAUAUUCUCUAUUUAUUACUUACUGCUUACUCGUAAUGAUCUAGUGGGGAAACAUGAUUCAUUCACUUAAAAUACUGAUUAAGCCAUGGCAGGUACUGACUGAAGAUGCAAUCCAACCAAAGCCAUUACAUUUUUUGAGUUAGAUGGGACUCUCUGGAUAGUUGAACGUCUUCACUUUAUAAAAAAGGAAAGAGAGAAAAUCACUGCUGUAUACUAAAUACCUCACAGAUUAGAUGAAAAGAUGGUUGUAAGCUUUGGGAAUUAAAAACAAAUACGUUUUAGUAAAUAUAUAUUUUUAAAUAGUC